AUGAAGAAGUGCCAGGAGUGCAGGCGGCAGAUGGAGUUUUAUUUGCCAGACGAGCCUGUGGCUUGCAGCCACUGUGCCAGGAAGGCGCCAGUUUCCAGCGCGGGAGAAGUUGCUUCGGUUUCCGCCAUGGAAGAAGUUGUUUCGGAUACAGACAGCGAACCUGAAGAUUCUGAUGCUGAAUGGUCGCUCGUCUCUGAGUCCUGGCCGUCAGUUGCAGAGUAUCUGAGCAAGGAAGUGUGCGAAGAAUGCUCUGCACAAGUCACCCAGGAAGGCCUGGAGUUCACUUGCCAAUCUGCCAAGCAUUGCUUCUUUCUCUGCGGGUCCAAGAGCUGCUGGAAGAAAUUCGAGAAAAAAUGUGAGGAUGCGGCCGGGAAAAGGGGCAAGAGCGGCAAGAAGAAGCUUGACUUCGCGCAGCAUCGAGGUUGCUCGCCUUGCCCUUCUUGUGGUUUACUCCUCACCGAGGGCCCGGUGAAACGCGAGCAAGAGUGUUUGAUUUCCGGUACUGGCCCGACUUGCUUUCCCUACAACACACUGCUGAUCGUGCCCGGCCCGGAUGGGGCACUCAAACCCAUCCAAACCUUCCGUCCGAACGACACGCUCAUCUCCGCACAGGGUCACGCCGUGAGGGUGAAGGCAAUUCAGCUGUCCGAAGAGGGAGACCAGGAGCUUCUUUCCUUGCAGACCGAGAAUGUGCUCCAGUUGCAAUGGGUGCAUGGGAGACAGUUGCCGAGUGUUUGUGUGUUUCCCAUUCUGCUGGCUCUGGCUCGUAGCACUGAGGCGGCUGCGAUUCAACUUGGAGACCAUGUUCUGAUCUCGGGAGGGGGCAAAGAAAAGCUGCUGAAGAGCGAGCUCGUGACGAUUCGCACGGUGUCGGUGGAUCUGGAAGUGAUUCCAAAUGAGCCUUUGCUGGCUUUUCCACCGCUGCCGGAGGCGAUCCAAAGCAUGGGUCGCCAGCAAUCUCGCACAAGACGAGGCCGCCCACCGGCAGGCAACGAGACAGAAGAAGGUCAGCCUUCCCAACACAGAUGA
Molecule: messenger RNA, 1029 nt
Organism: Symbiodinium necroappetens
Lineage: Eukaryota; Dinophyceae; Suessiales; Symbiodiniaceae
Source: the annotation of a GenBank genome assembly